This is a messenger RNA of Piliocolobus tephrosceles (Ugandan red Colobus), 4808 nucleotides long. Its product is annotated as zinc finger protein 155. NCBI's taxonomy places the organism in Eukaryota, Metazoa, Chordata, Mammalia, Primates, Cercopithecidae. The record is from RefSeq and is a predicted model, not a curated record. Gene Ontology annotation, molecular function: DNA-binding transcription factor activity, RNA polymerase II-specific; RNA polymerase II cis-regulatory region sequence-specific DNA binding. Gene Ontology annotation, biological process: regulation of transcription by RNA polymerase II. The transcript has 4 exons. Bases 827 to 2443 code for a protein of 538 amino acids.
UUACCGUUCUUAUGACUAUUUCCUGAUAGUUUAAAACUUUUCAUUUUUAUAUCAUUUCAAAGCUAUAGAAAAGUUGCAAAAAUAGUGUAAGGAAUUCUCAUAUACUCUUUACCCAAAUUUGCCAAUUGUUUACAUUUUUUCCUGUUUUGCCAUCAUCAUGAUUCAGUUUAGACCAUUUUCAUCUCCCAACUGGACUCUUUGUGCCCACUUACAGUUAAAACUCAUUUUCAGGCCGGAUAUGGUGGCUCAUGCCUGUAAUCUCAGCACUUUGGGAGGCCAAGGUGGGAGGUAUAGCUUGAGCUCAGGAGUUUGAAACCAGCUCAGGCAACAUAGCAAGACCCCAUCUCUUAAAAAAUAAAAACUCAUUCUCACCUCAAAUCUGGAGCAACCAUUAACUUAUUUUCUCUCUAUAUAACUGUUAUCUGUUCUAGAUAUUUCAUAUAAAUGGGAUCAUAUAAUCCAUGGGUUUUGUGAUUUUCAUUUAGCAUGAUGUUUCCAAGCUUUGUGCAUGUUGUAGCUUGAGUCAGCACUUCAUUCCUUUAAAUUUCCAAAUAAGAUUCCAUUGUAUGGAUAUGCCACCAUUUGCCUAUCCAUUUACCCAGAGGAAGGCAUCUUGGUUGUGUGCAGUUUGGAGUUAUUAUGAAUAAUGCUGCUGUGAUCGUUCAUGUGCUAAUUCACAACAUACAUCUGUAUUGUUGGGUGUCAUCCGUGGCAACCCUUUCAUGUCUCUUUUUGCUGCAUACUGUGGCAUGUUUCAGGCAGGAUUCCUCCUUCCUUCAAACUGCAUCACUCAGGAGUCUGCAAAUUCCCCAAAGUAGGAGGAAAAAUGACCACAUUCAAGGAGGCAGUGACCUUCAAGGACGUGGCUGUGGUCUUCACUGAGGAGGAGCUGGGGCUGCUGGACCCUGCCCAGAGGAAACUGUACCGAGAUGUGAUGCUGGAGAACUUCAGGAACCUGCUGUCAGCGGGGCAUCAACCAUUCCACCAAGAUACUUUCCACUUCCUAAGGGAAGAAAAGUUUUGGAUGAUGGAGACAGUAACCCAAAGAGAAGGGAAUUCAGGAGGCAAGAUCCAAACUGAGUUGGAGUCUGUUCCAGAAGCAGGAACACAGGAAGAGUGGUCUUGCCAGCAAAUCUGGGAACAAAUUGCAAAAGAUUUAACCAGGUCUCAGGACUCUAUCAUAAAUAACUCUCAGUUCUUUGAAAACAGUGAUGUCCCCUCCCAGGUUGAAGCGGGACUGCCCACAAUUCACACAGGACAGAAACCUUCCCAGGGUGGGAAGUGUAAACAGUCCUCCGAUGAUGUUUCCAUCUUUGAUCUUCCCCAGCACUUAUAUUCAGGAGAGAAGUCUCACACAUGUGAUGAGUGUGGAAAAAGCAUCUGUUACAUCUCAGCUCUUCGUGUUCAUCAGAGGGUUCACAUGGGAGAGAAACUCUUUACGUGCGAUGUGUAUGGCAAGGAAUUUAGUCAAAGCUCACAUCUGCAGACUCAUCAGAGAGUCCACACUGGAGAGAAACCAUUCACAUGUGAGCAGCGCGGGAAAGGUUUCAGUCGUAGAUCAGCACGUAAUGUUCAUCAUAAAUUACACACAGGAGAGAAACCUUACAUUUGUGAAGCAUGUGGGAAGGCCUUCAUUCAUGAUUCCCAGCUUAAGGAACAUAAGAGAAUCCAUACUGGGGAGAAGCCAUUCAGAUGUGACAUGUGUGGCAAGAGCUUCCAUUUUAGGUCAAGACUUAAGAGCCAUUUCAUGGUUCACACAGGAGAAAAACCAUUUAGGUGUGAUACAUGUGAUAAGAGCUUUCAUCAGAGAUCAGCACUUAAUAGGCAUUGCAUGGUCCACACCGGAGAGAAACCGUACAGAUGUGAGCAGUGUGGAAAAGGCUUCAUUGGUAGGCUAGAUUUUUAUAAGCAUCAGGUGGUCCACACAGGAGAGAAACCAUAUAAUUGUAAAGAAUGUGGGAAGAGCUUCAGAUGGUCCUCAUGCCUUUUGAACCAUCAGCGAGUCCACAGUGGAGAAAAAAGCUUCAAAUGUGAAGAAUGUGGGAAGGGAUUUUAUACAAAUUCACAACUGUCUUCCCAUCAGAGAUCCCACAAUGGUGAAAAGCCAUAUAAAUGUGAGGAAUGUGGGAAGGGCUACGUUACUAAGUUUAAUCUUGACUUGCACCAGAGGGUCCACACGGGAGAGAGACCUUAUAAUUGUAAGGAAUGUGGGAAGAGCUUUAGCCGGGCCUCAAGUAUUUUGAAUCAUAAGAGACUCCACUGCCAGAAAAAACCAUUCAAAUGUGAGGACUGUGGAAAGAGGCUUGUACACAGGACACACCGUAAAGACCAACUGAGAGACUACAGUGGGGAAAACCCAUCCAAAUGUGAGGAUUGUGGGAAACGCUACAAGAGGCGCUUGAAUCUAGAUAUACUUUUAUCGUUAUUUCUAAAUGACACAUAAUUAUUCAUAUUUAUGGGGUACAAUGUGGUUUUACUGUGUGCAUAUAAUUUAUAGUGAUCAAAUCAGUGUAAUCGGUGUAUCUGUCACCUCAAAUAUUUACCAUUUCUUUGUGUUGGAAAAUUCAAAAUCCAUUUAAGAGGAGUUAGUAGACAGCAAGGGAAGGGUCCCUGGAGUUCCCUCACUGCACGGGGCAGUGCCUCAUCACCACAUAACAUAAAAAGCAGCCUGGGGAAGAAAAUCAAGCUAUAGGCACGGAUAAGGGAACUAGCACAGGGGAUUGUGCCUGGAGACAUGCCCAUGGCUGCACAGAUAGAAGAACCUCCAGCUCACUCAGGUAAAAACUCGCACAAACCUCCAGCUCACUCAGUUAAGGGAACAAGACCUGACACAGAAAUGCUUUUGUCCUUUGUAUAAUCAGCAGGCUCCCAGGAAAAAGUUUCUUCUUUUAUGGGCAUGAACAUAGUGGGUUUCAGUAGGUUCAGGUUGGCACUUUCCUUUGUGGAAAAGGAAAAGCCCAGCCUCUAUAAAUCAUCGCUUCAGCUCCUGAUUGGUUCAAGGCCAAGCUGAAUAACCCUUAUGAAUCAUCAGUUCAGCUCCUGAUUGGUCCCAGGCUAAGCUGAAUAACCCUUAUGAAUCAUCACUUCAGUUCCUGAUUGGUCCCAGGCCAAGGUCCCAGACCAAGCUGAAUCACCCUUUCUCCAGGACAGCCCUCAGGCUAAGCGCAUUCCUUCCCCUUCCCAGUCCAUAAAAACUCCAGACCCCAGCCUCAUAGUGGGCAACUUAGUUGGGUCCCCAUCUCCACUGUGGAGAGCUUUUUUUCUUUCACUUUUUAAACUUUCACUCCAAUUUCACCCUUGUGUCCGUGCUUCUUAAUCAUCUUGGACGUGAGAUUAAGAGCUCUGAGUGAUACAUCACAAGAGAGACUGCUACAGUGUGGUGCAUUUGUGAGACUACAACACAUUUUUAGCAAUUUGUAAAUAAUUGUUGAUGAUAGUCACCUUUAGUGCUGCAGAACAGUAUAAAUUCUUCCUCUCUACCUCUUUUGUAUCUGUUAGCCAACCUUUGGCCAUCUCACCUACCUCCUACACUUCCUUGCCUUUACACCCACUGUUCUACUCUCUACUACGAACUCAGCUUUUUUUAACUUCCAUAUGAGUGAGGUCAGUAUUUCUCUUUCUUUGCUUGGCUUAUAUUACUUAACGAUGUCCUUGAAAACUCAUCCAUGUUGCCACAAAUGAUAAAAUUUUGUUUCCUUGUUAUGUCUAAGGAGGAUUCCAUUGUGUAUAUAUGCCACCUUUUCUUCAUUCAUGUAUUGAUAGACACUUAGGUGGAUUCCAUAUCCUGGCUUUUGUGAGUAGUGCUACAAUGAACCUGGGAGUGCAGAUAUCUCCUUGACAUACUGAUUUCCUUUCAUUUGGAUAUACCAAUAGUGGAAUUGCUGGAUCACUUGAAUUUUAUUAGGCUUCAGAAGCUCCACAUGGGAGAGAAACUACAGAAGUGUGGGGAGGGUGGUAUGUGCUUCAUUUAGGCCUCAAGUCUUCAACUUUAGAGUGUCCACAUUGGCGAGAAGCCUCAGUAAUGUAUGUAAUACAAAGUUUUUACUCAGUUUUCAUGACUACAAUCUCACCUAAGCAUUCACAAAGGGGAGAAACAUUAAAAUAUAAGGCACAUAGAAAGCAGUUCCCUUUGAGUUCGUAUCUUGUAAUUUAUCACAGAAUCCAUGCUGAUGAUACAUUUCAUCCAGUCCUGUAGGAGAAAAAACAUUUGUUUAAGUUAAAACCUUUUUCAGCCAUAGCUCAGCAUACCCCAGUGGUCCUGGGACUGUCAUAGUGGAGUUGUGCUUGUUAAGUUGUGCAGCAGGGUUUCAAAAAAAAGUUUGACAGUUACAGUUAUUCAGGAGACAGGCCUUAGAACAAGAGUUCAUUCAUGCAUUUACAAAACUCUAAUCAUGAACAUAUCAAAGUUGAUUACCAGUAGAAUGUCAGCAACAUGAGUUUUCUGUUGUAUCUUCACAACUUUUAACACUGAUUAUCAUUUUCUGUUCACUGUUAAAAGAAUCAAAAGGAGCAAACAUGAUGUUUUUAAAUUGUAUCUAAGAGAGGAAAUCUACAAAUAAUUCAGGGACACCUGAGUUGAAAUGCAGAGUACACUAAAUACUGCAUUCACAGCAUUAUUUUGAUAAUAUCUGUUCCCAUUUGGUUCCUGUCUUCCCCUCCUCCUCUAUUCAGAAGUUGUAUUCUUAGUAUUUGUGGCUUUGUGUAGUGUUCCAUUGGUUGAAUACAAUAUAAAUUCAUUUUUUCUCACAGGAUAAAACAUUGUAAUAAAUUCAACACAACAUCUUAAUAAUUUCAAAAGUCUAAUACCA